Brassica napus (rape) is the source of this 1536-nucleotide messenger RNA. Its product is annotated as 50S ribosomal protein L15. Gene Ontology annotation, molecular function: structural constituent of ribosome. Gene Ontology annotation, biological process: translation. The record is from RefSeq and is a predicted model, not a curated record. Lineage: Eukaryota; Viridiplantae; Streptophyta; Magnoliopsida; Brassicales; Brassicaceae. Bases 554 to 1390 code for a protein of 278 amino acids. The transcript has 4 exons. Gene Ontology annotation, cellular component: mitochondrial large ribosomal subunit.
CUGCGGCGCGAGUUUUGCUGUUGAGAUAGUCUCGGAAGAGUUUGAAGGGAAGAGAUUGCUAGAGAGGCACCGCAUGGUGAACGCUGCUCUUGAAGAAGAGAUGAAAGAGAUCCAUGCUCUCUCUAUAAAGAAAGCUCACACUCCACAGCAAUGGAAUCCAACUCCACAAGACUCUCCAACAACAACAACAACUCCAACCACAGAUGCUUGACAACAAAACAACAACAAACCUUAUCUUACUAAGAUAAAAAAAAAGCUAUUGACUUUGACCUUGUGACAAGGUAACUAAAGAAGCUUGUAGUUAAUAUAAAAAGCAUCUACUGCUGAAUAAGUUAUGAAUUCGAUAACAAUAAAACCACCAAACCUGAAGAUGCGGGUUUUAGCUCAAAACGACGUGGUUUUAAAUUAACUGGGCCGUUAAAAGGCCUUAAGAUUGAUAAUGAACGAAGAAGCCCAAUGACAGCAGCAGCAAGAUCUCAACCUGAAACGUAAUAGCAAACUGAAAUCUCUCAUAAACCCUAAAUCCCCAAAUCGAAAUCUGCAAACGAAGAAGAUGAUUCGAAGAAGAAUCUCUUCGAUCAUUUCAACAUCACUCCUCAAUUCAUCGAUUCACCACGCCUCCAAACCCAGAUUCGUCACCUCUUCGCCGCUUCUCCAAUGCCGUCGAUCUCCGAUCCUUACUCAGACUCCUACCUUUGCAAGGUCGUUUCAGGGGAUCAGGGCGUACAGUUUACUGAGCUUGAACGAUCUGAGAGACAAUGUGCCGAGGAAGCUGAAGACGAGGAAAGGAAGAGGUAUUGGGUCGGGUAAAGGUAAAACUGCGGGAAGAGGUCACAAGGGGCAGAAGGCGAGAGGGACGAUGAAGUUUGGUUUCGAAGGUGGGCAGACUCCUUUACGACGUCGUUUACCCAAACGUGGCUUCAAGAACAAGUUUAAGCUUCAUUUUCAGCCUGUUGGUCUUGGGAAGAUCGCUAAACUCAUAAACGCUGGGGAGAUUGAUUCACAUGAGUUGAUCACAAUGAAGACGCUCAAGGAUGUGGGAGCCAUAGGGAAGCAAAUAGAAGACGGAGUAAGACUAAUGGGUCGUGGUGCUGAUGAGAUCAAAUGGCCACUUCAUUUUGAGGUUUCGAGAGUGACUGUUAGGGCCAAAGAAGUGGUGGAAGCAGCAGGAGGAUCAGUGAGGAGGGUGUAUUACAACAAAUUGGGCUUGAGGGCAUUGCUUAAACCGGAAUGGUUUGAGAAGAAAGGAAGGCUAUUGCCAAAAGCGGCGAGACCACCUCCUAAACAACAAGAUAGGGUCGAUAGCAUCGGACGUCUUCCCGCUCCGAAGAAACCCAUCCCGUUUUUUUCAGCUGAGGAAAACAAAGUUGAGUCUCCUGUUGAAUCAUGAUUUUCUGUUAAUUUCUUAACGUUUAGUGUCUCAUUUUGAGUUCUUUGUGUCUUUCUUGGUCAUGCUCUUACAAGAAAAAUUGAGAAUAGCGGAUUUCUAUUGGACCAAAUAAUGUCAUUCUCGUUAAAAAAUUUACUUGGUCAUAA